Messenger RNA from Ochotona curzoniae (black-lipped pika), 951 nucleotides. RefSeq names its product olfactory receptor 1G1-like. NCBI's taxonomy places the organism in Eukaryota, Metazoa, Chordata, Mammalia, Lagomorpha, Ochotonidae. Gene Ontology annotation, cellular component: membrane. Gene Ontology annotation, molecular function: olfactory receptor activity; G protein-coupled receptor activity. The transcript has a single exon. The record is from RefSeq and is a predicted model, not a curated record. Gene Ontology annotation, biological process: G protein-coupled receptor signaling pathway. The coding region runs from base 1 to 951 and encodes 316 amino acids.
AUGGAUAUUAGAAACCAAACUCCUCUCUCUGGUUUCCUGCUCCUGGGCUUCUCUAAGCUCCCAGAGCAGCAGCCUCUGCUGUUUGGCCUCUUCCUGGGCAUGCAUCUGGUCACCGUGUUGGGAAAUCUGCUCAUCAUCCUGGCCAUUGGCUCAGACCCUCACCUCCACACUCCUAUGUACUUCUUCCUGGCCAACCUCUCUUUCAUCGACACCUGUUUCACUUGCACCAUUGUCCCCAAGGUGCUGUUCAACAUGCACACCCAGGAUCACACCAUCUCCUACCCUGGGUGUCUCACACAGAUGUUCUUCUUCAUGCUGUUGGCACUGCUGGAUGACUUUCUGCUGGCUGUGAUGGCCUAUGAUCGCUAUGUGGCCAUCUGCCUUCCUCUCCACUACACCAUGAUCAUGGGUCCCCAUCGCUGCCUGCUGCUGCUGACCACGUCCUGGCUCUGCUCCACUAGCUUGGCCUUUUCACUUGCACUGCUGAUGACUCAGUUCUCCUUCUGUGCCUCCCAUUCCAUCCCACACUUCUUCUGUGAUGUUCUCCCACUCCUCAAACUUGCCUGCUCAGACACCCAUACCUUUCAGGUCAUCAUGUUCUCUGAAGCUACACUCUCAGGUGUGGUCCCACUCACAUGCAUCCUAAUCUCUUACGCUCACAUCAUGCACACCAUCCUCAGGAUGCCCUCUGCUCGAGGGAAGCACAAAGUCUUCUCCACCUGUGGCUCUCACCUGACAGUGGUCACUCUCUUCUAUGGAACACUCUUUCUGGUGUAUUUCCAGCCUUCAUCCUCCUACUCAGCAGGCACUGGAAUGGUCGUGUCUGUGAUAUACACAACAGUCACCCCCAUGCUGAACCCCUUUAUCUACAGCCUGAGGAACAAGGAUAUGAAAAGGGCUUUGUGGAGACUCGUUGGCUUAGGAAAAUAUUCGGGAAAGGCACAGCUCUAA